UCAGCACUGGAAAGGGUAACAAAACCUGCUCAUUCUUAGUUACAAAAAGGUUCAGCUGAUUCAAAACAGGCAGACUCUACCUCCCUUUUUAUGGUUUGCCCAGGGGUCAGAAUUCAGGUUGUUUGAUUAGUAAUAGACCUGGGCCACUUGGCCAUGUGCAAAAGCAAUGCUCCCACUGGAUAGAGGUGCACGAUAAAAGAGGGGAGCUAACCAUCAGAGUUUCUGAAGAAAGAAUGAAGUCCGAAACCGCUCCCAAGAUGACGGUUCUCCAAUCUCCCGUUGGACUGAUGAGCAUCGUGACCUCCCUAGUGGCCUUCUUCAUCGUCGUCAGCUCCGUCUCCCUCUUGUUCGACCGAGGCCAGGAAACACAAGUGCAAAUGGCGUUGGAGCACGAGAAUCAAGAGAUGCAGGUGAAGGUGGUGGCCGAACACCAUGAUCAACAGCUAAGAGGCCAGGAAGCAGAGGUGCAGUGGAGAGCUGAGCUCCAGGACUCGGCGAGGGACGCCGGCGAGGAGGAGUGCAACUGGUCGACGGGACGGUGGGUCUACGACAACGUAUCUCGGCCAUUGUACUCCGGGCUCAAUUGCGCCUUCAUCUUCCCAGAGGUGGCUUGCGACAAAUAUGGCAGGAAGGAUGUCAUGUACCAGCACUGGAGAUGGCAGCCUCAUGGAUGCGACCUUCCGAGAUUCAACGCCACCAAGCUGCUUGAAAAGCUGAGGAACAAGAGAUUGGUGUUUGUGGGCGACUCAGUCAACAGGAACCAAUGGGUUUCCCUGGUGUGCAUGGUGGAGGCCUCUAUACCUGAUGCCAGGCUCAAGAUGCGCGUCUUCAAUGGCUCGCUCAUUUCCUUCAAGGCAUUGGAAUACAAUGCGACAAUAGACUUCUACUGGUCGCCACUGCUUCUGGAGUCCAACAGCGAUAACCCCAUCAUCCACCGGGUGGAGUACCGGAUCAUAAGGGCAGACAGAAUUGAGAAGCAUGCCAGUGCCUGGAGGGAUGCUGACAUCAUUGUCUUCAAUUCUUACCUGUGGUGGAGGAAGCAGAAGGAUGACAUGAGGAUGAAGGUCAUGUAUGGUUCAUUUGAAGAUGGUGAUGCAAGGUUAGACGAAGUGGAAAUGAUUGAUGGUUUCGAGAUAGCUCUCAAGAAACUAACCGAAUGGCUCGGAGAGAAUAUUGACAAGAACAAGACUAGAGUCUUUUUCGCAGGGUCAUCACCUACACAUUCCUGGGCUAGCAACUGGGGUGGAGAAGACAGCAACAAAUGUCUUAAUGAAACGGAGCCGAUCUACAAAAUCGGAUACAAAGCCGCAACUACAGAUUACAGCUUGAUGGCCAAGGCUAAGUCGUAUUUUGCAACAUUGGAGCCGAAAGGUAUACAUGUUGAGAUACUCAACAUCACGGAGCUGUCUGACUACCGCAAGGACGGGCAUCCCACGGUGUUCAGGAGACAGUUUGUUCCUCUGACGAAAGAGCAGAUUGCGAACCCGGCCAGCUAUGCGGAUUGCACACAUUGGUGCCUCCCUGGUGUUCCUGAUGUCUGGAACGAGUUUUUGUACGGCUACCUCAUGUACAAAUGACAUACUCCAUCUAGGUUAGGCUGCUGUUGUGCAGAGAAUGGCUGGCACCAUUACAUUUACAUUUACAUGUAGAGAGAGAGAGAGAGAGAGAGAGGAGAAAAGCAAUACUCUGUCUAUCAUCAUCUCACUAAAGGAGGCAGUCAAAGCAUAUAGUGUGUAUCAGUGUGCUAUUUCUUUGCAUCAGACAGAGGAACAUAAUUCUUUGCAAAAUUAACAGGAAUCUGCCAUAACAAGGAAAAACUUAAGAAUUAAUAGCAGAUGUCCCCAAAAUUCAAUUCAUUCAGAGGGCA
This is a messenger RNA of Phragmites australis (common reed), 1867 nucleotides long. Its product is annotated as xylan O-acetyltransferase 12-like. The record is from RefSeq and is a predicted model, not a curated record. Gene Ontology annotation, molecular function: O-acetyltransferase activity. Gene Ontology annotation, cellular component: Golgi apparatus. The transcript has 5 exons. The coding region runs from base 234 to 1577 and encodes 447 amino acids. Lineage: Eukaryota; Viridiplantae; Streptophyta; Magnoliopsida; Poales; Poaceae.